This is a messenger RNA of Carcharodon carcharias (great white shark), 2241 nucleotides long. RefSeq names its product zinc finger protein 239-like. Lineage: Eukaryota; Metazoa; Chordata; Chondrichthyes; Lamniformes; Lamnidae. Gene Ontology annotation, biological process: negative regulation of transcription by RNA polymerase II. The coding region runs from base 1426 to 2100 and encodes 224 amino acids. The record is from RefSeq and is a predicted model, not a curated record. Gene Ontology annotation, molecular function: DNA-binding transcription repressor activity, RNA polymerase II-specific. The transcript is spliced from 4 exons.
UCGGGUUGAAAACCCAGCGGGAGAGGAAUGGAGCCGGAGGGUGCACAGGGAGGGUUCACAAACACCCGGUGUAGGACUCCAAACCCGGAUUAGAAACUCCCGGAGCCCAGUUUACACCGAGUGUUUGGAAACUCCUUUUAAAGGAGGAUUAGAAGGGGAGGAUUUACACACAGCAAACUCAAACCAAGAGAAAUGUUUGUCUCACCUCAAUUUUAUUACUCUCACUUUGAGAGGCGUUUUAAAAGCACGAAAAAUCUGAUGAAAUACCAAUGCACUCACACUGGAGAGUGAUGAGCAUUGAAUGUGGGAAGGGAUUCUCUCAGUCAUUCAACCUGCUGACACACCAGAAAGAAGGGGAAUGAGAAUCAGUGGAGAAUUGAGAGUUCCCAUAUGUUACCCUUCCCACCUGGUACAGAAAUCCUAUCAGCACGGGAAUAGAGACAAGUUCAAUCCAAGUAAUGGACUAAGCUGUUUGACCUGAGAGUUUACAGCAUUUUCUGUUUUGAUGUCGGAUUCCCAGCAUCUGCAGUAUCUUGUUUUGGGUUCACAAUGGAUCAGUUUUCUCUGACUUAUCGUUCCCUGUUUAAAGGUGAAGAAGGAGCUUUUAAAGAAUGAGACAAUAACUGUCCCCCUGUUUGACAUAAACUAAACUCACUGUUAAUUCCUCCUCAGUAACAAUUGUAAACACAAAGCUUCCAGCCCGGAUUGAACCGGGGACUUUCUCAUGUAAAGCAAACGUGAUAAUCAGAGCACUAGGGAAAUGAGUGUGAAUCCCCCCCGGACAGAGGGGAACUGACCAUCCAUCUCUAGCUCUAAUUCCCAAACAGAAAAUGCUGCCAAGAAUCAGCAAGUCAGGCCGAGUCUAUGGCCGCUCUCACCAUCUGAAACCGUCACAAUGCCCGGCUGGCUGACGGCCAAUAGGAAGGGUCUGGAGGACCGAGUGGAGCGGUUGGUGCUCCAACCAGUCGGAGUAAACGAGGAUCGGGGCCGGGCUGGGAGUGAAGCAUGCGCAGUGGGAGUAAUGGCGAUGGGGAGACCCUUCUGUCUUGGAACUGGAAUCGAUAAUUAGAAGGGGAUAAUUUGCAUUCGAGAAACUCAAAUCAAACAUCACUUCAAGAUCUGACAGUCACUCGAUUCAUCAGGACCUGAGUAUCAUCGGAAUUUGAAUGUGAAGGAAGAAAUGUUUGUCAGUUCUGUCUGUGGGAAAAGAUUUCAAACAUUAGAGUGACUGGAAAAUCACUGAGACACACACACACCCGAGUGAGAGUGCCCCAGUGCACUUACUGUGGAAAGAGCUUCAACCAGUUACACAGCCUGAAAAAACAUCACACCAUUCACAGCGGGGAGAAACCAUAUACGUGUUCUCUGUGUGGAUGAGGCUUCAACUGAUCAUCAAACCUGGAGAGACACAGGGACACCUGCACCAUGGAGAAACCGUGGAAAUGUGAGGACUGUGGGAAGGGAUUCAGUUACCCAUCUUCGCUGGAAAUCCACCGACGUACUCACACUGGAGAGAGACCGUUCACCUGCUCCAAAUGUGGGAAGGGAUUCACUUGGUCAUCCAGCCUGCUGAGACACCAGAGAGUUCAUACUGGGGAGAGGCCAUUCACCUGCUCUGAGUGUGGGAAGGGAUUCACUCAGUCAUCCUACCUGCUAAUUCACCAGCGGCUUCACACUGGGGAGAAGCCGUUCACCUGCCCUGUAUGUGGGAAAGGCUUCACUGGGUCCUCUGACCUGCUGAACCACCAGCGAAUUCACACUGAGGAGAAGCCAUUCCCCUGUACUUCCUGUGGAAAGAGAUUCAGGUCUUGGUCCAACCUCAAAGUACACCAGCGAGUUCACACUGGAGAGAGACCAUUCAUCUGCUCCGAGUGUGGGAAAGGAUUCACUCAGUCAUUCAACCUGCUGAUCCACCAGCGAGUUCACACUGGAGAGAGGCCAUUCACCUGCUCCAAGUGUGGGAAGGGAUUCACUCAGUCAUCCAACUUGCUGAAACACCAGCGAGUUCACACUGGAGAGAGACCAUUCACCUGCUCCGAGUGUGGGAAGGGAUUCACUCAGUCAUCCAACCUGCUGAAACACCAGCGAGUUCAUAACUGACUGUGGGAGUCUGAUUUUGCUGUUAUUGCUGCUGCGAAUCACAUCCAGGACUGAACCAUGUUCAUUCUGACAGUUGGGGUUUAAAGCUAGCUAGUCUGGGUGUUUUGAUGUAUAGUACUUUUAAGAUGUUAAUUAGGUAAA